Molecule: messenger RNA, 2752 nt
Organism: Vespa crabro (European hornet)
Lineage: Eukaryota; Metazoa; Arthropoda; Insecta; Hymenoptera; Vespidae
Exons: 9
Coding region: 302-2752 (816 amino acids)
Biological process (GO): sensory perception of smell; detection of chemical stimulus involved in sensory perception of smell
Cellular component (GO): plasma membrane
Molecular function (GO): odorant binding; olfactory receptor activity
Source: RefSeq, a predicted model, not a curated record
CGUAAAUCCAUCUUAACACGUUUACCUAACGAAUGAUACUAAAAUCUUGACAUUUUUUAUAAAUGACAAAAAGUAUAACUUAAAAUGAUAAUAUUUCCCCGUUGAACAACGCGAGGAAUGAUCCGAACAAUACUGAUCGCAAGAUAGAAAGCUUGAAAUAUUUAUUCGCGCAAGCGCACGAUCAUUUUUUUCCAACGACUCGCUUUCUCCAAUUUUUAACAAAGUUUAGUUUCGAUGAGAACUUACUACUCGUCCCUUUCAUAAAGGGAUAAAAGAACAAUCGAUAGCGGAGAAGUUCAGAAUGACGACGAAAAAGAAGGACGAGUAUGAAAUCGAGGUGAAUUAUUUAAAUCGAGUCUGCGGCAAGUUGCUCCAAAUAUUAGGCAUUUCUAAUCAUUCGAAGGAGCCUACUUCCUUCGUCGUAAGAUUUACAAAGUUCCUUUCUAUUUUGGUUUGCUAUGCUUUGAUUGUCUUCUUCCUCGUAACUACGAUACUUCACGCGGUACUGGUUGAACAAAACGUUCAUAUAAAAGUAAAAAAAAUGCCAUUACUCCUCUACAACGUGUUACUUCUCAUCAAGUACAAUUGCUUAAUAAUGAGACGAAAACAUAUCGAACGAUGCAUGAAAUUAAUCGAAAAAGAUUUGACGAGAGUCGUGAAUCUUUAUCAUCGGGAUAUAAUAUUGGAAAAGACAAAGUAUGGAAAGCGUUUGUUCAUUGCCAUAUGCGUUUUCCUUCAUAUCACUGUUCUCUUCUGGCGUCUUUUACUACCUCUUAUCAAAGGGAAGAUCAUCACUGCUGAAAAUGUUACGAUCAGGCCAUUACCUAGCCCUGGUUAUUAUUUUCAUCUUAUCGACGAUCAGGUCAGUCCUUUCUACGAGAUUAUAUUUUUCCUCCAAUGUGCGGAAGGUUGUGUUACGAUUUAUACGAACAUCGUGAUAUGCACCCUCGCCGUCAUUUUCGUCGUGCAUGCAUGCAGCCAACUCGAAAUAUUUAUCGAUCUUCUCGAGGCCGUCGUUACGUGUACAAAAUCCACUGAAAAAACCAUUGAAGAAGAGGACGUUAAUGCGAAAUUGACAAUUGCCGUGAAACAUCACACACGAGUACGAAACUUUCUUCAAAUAAUCGAAAGUACUAUGAAUCCGUUGUAUUUCAUGGAUAUAUUUGGAUGUAGCAUAACGCAAUGUUUCUUGGGUUAUUGUCUGACAAUUGAAUGGGAUCGUCAAAAUGUGAAGAAUGUUUUACCAUACAUCAUUUCCAUCGUGUCUCUCACAGUUCAAAUCUUUGUAUUUUGUUACGUUGGCCAGCAGCUCAUGUUACAGGUAUUUUUUUUUUUUUUUCUAUCAAAGAAGAAAGUAAACAACAAUUUCUUCUGUGACGAGAAGGUAGCUUUGAAAACUUGCGUACUCGAGUGGCAUCGCAUUCCGUAUAAGAAAGCGAGGAACAUCAUACCGAUAAUAAUUCUAUCGAAUCGUCGCAUGAAAAUCACUGCAGGAACCAUAAUCGAACUUUCUCUUCAAACUUUUGGACAAAGAAGGAUGUGCUCGAAGGAGAAUUACGAGGAUGAUUUGCGUUAUGCGAUCGAGCCUAAUCGUUACGUACUUCUUUCUCUCGGAAUCCGAAUAACGUAUCAGCAAGUGGACAAGCGAGAAUCGUUCUUACUCAAAAGUUCGCGAUUACUUUUGAUCCUUCUCAAUUUCGUCAUUAUACUUUACGUUGUGAUACCUGGUUUUCUACAUAUCUUUUUAAAAGAGACGAGUACAUAUGGAAAGAUUCGAGUGAUCCAACCCAUCCUGUAUUCCUCUAUGACCCUAGCGAAAUAUACUGUACUCGUCUUUUGUAUCGAGCGAACGAAUAUUUGCUUAAAGUAUGUGAUAGAGGACUGGAAAAACGCAGUGGACACUUAUAUCCGAGAUACGAUGAAAAAGAAGGCGAUAAUUGGAAGGCGUUUUUUCAUUAUAUGUGGUUCGCUCAUGUACGGAAGUGGCAUACUCUUUAGAGGUAUCAUACCUUUAACCAGGGGGAAGAUUACGAUCAAUGAGAAUCUUACCAUCAGACCUUUACCUUGUCCUUGCUAUUUCCUCUUCUUCGAUCCACAACUUAGUCCAGCUUACGAGAUCGUCUAUUUUCUUCAAUGUCUCUCCGGUAUGGUCACAUAUUCGAUCACAACCGCUGUAUGUGGACUCGCAGCUUUCUUAAUUCUACAUAUUUGCGGACAACUCGAGAUCUUGGUGAUGUUGAUGGAGAGGAUGGUCGAAAAAACGAAUCUUCCGAGUGAGAAGGUGAACGCCAAAAUUGCUCUCGCCGUUGAACAUCAGAUAAGAGUUCGGGGCUUUUUACGAGCGGUGGAACAUACGCUGCAACAAAUUUGCUUGAUCGAAAUAAUGGGAUGUACCCUGAUGGUAUGCCUGUUGACCUAUAACAUAAUGACGGAGUGGACGAAUCAUAAUCUUGCUAUUGUUUUCAUGUACAGCAUAGCAUUAUCCUCUAUUAUAUGUAACAUAUUCAUAUUGUGUUACAUUGGCGAACUACUGACGUUACAGGCGGAAAAAGUGGCGAGGACAUCGUGCACUCUCGAUUGGUAUAAUCUACCUUCGAAGGAACUAUCGGGUCUCGUUUUGGUGAUCGCAAUAUCUAAUCGUCCAAUGAAGAUCACCGCUGGAAACAUAGUCGAACUUUCCCUUCAAACUUUCGGUAACGUCAUCAAAACAGCCGCAACUUAUUGCAAUAUGUUACGAGCCGUUACAUCGUGA